Messenger RNA from Glycine soja, 844 nucleotides. RefSeq lists its product as uncharacterized. The coding region runs from base 29 to 688 and encodes 219 amino acids. The record is from RefSeq and is a predicted model, not a curated record. Gene Ontology annotation, molecular function: DNA binding; DNA-binding transcription factor activity. NCBI's taxonomy places the organism in Eukaryota, Viridiplantae, Streptophyta, Magnoliopsida, Fabales, Fabaceae. The transcript has 2 exons. Gene Ontology annotation, biological process: plant organ development.
CCUUGUGAUUGUGAACAAGUACUAGCAGAUGGAGAGUCACAGUACUGCAGAGGAUGAGAGUGGAAGGAAAGGAUCAAGUGGUGCUCAUUCAUCAGUUUCACGAUGGAGUCCUACAAAGGAGCAAAUAGACAUGUUGGAGAACUUUUACAAGCAGGGAAUAAGGACUCCCAGCACUGAGCAAAUACAACAGAUUACCUCUAGGCUUAGGGCUUAUGGUUACAUCGAGGGAAAAAAUGUCUUCUACUGGUUUCAAAAUCACAAAGCGCGCCAAAGACAGAAGCUCAAGCAGAAGCAACAAAGCAUUGCAUACUGCAAUUGCUUUCUUCAUGCCUCCCACCCCAUUUGCCAAAAUGUUGUCUGCGCCCCAUAUUGUUUGCAAAAGAGUGGAUUCAGCUUUUAUCCUCACCAACCAAAGGUGCUUGCAAGUGUAGGUAUUAGCUCAAGGAUUGAGACUGGGUCCUUUGGCAUGCUAAGAAUAUGUGAUGGCAUGCAGAGUGAACACCCGGAUUAUAACUAUAGCACCAGUAACCGUGAAGCCUUAACUCUAUUUCCUCUUCAUCCAACCGGUAUUUUGGAAGAAAAAACAACUCAUCACUCUGUUGAUGUCACCGACAAAUCUUUUGUUUCUAUUGCUGUUGACGAAAAUGGUCAUCUUGGAAAUCAACACUGCUUUAAUUUUCAGUACUGAAGAAUGAAGGUAUCGAGAUAGUGAUUAAGUAUCAUCGACCAAAACUACUAACACUGUACUACUACUUUCUUUGAGUAGCUCGUUGUUCAUCUUCGAAAUGAGUUUUAUCUAAUUGGAUAUUGAGUUUAACGUAGUAAUACCAGGCAUGUUUUAUGG